Molecule: messenger RNA, 1651 nt
Organism: Gilbertella persicaria
Lineage: Eukaryota; Fungi; Mucoromycota; Mucoromycetes; Mucorales; Choanephoraceae
Exons: 4
Coding region: 353-1573 (406 amino acids)
Biological process (GO): carbohydrate metabolic process
Cellular component (GO): membrane
Molecular function (GO): chitin deacetylase activity
Source: RefSeq, a predicted model, not a curated record
GGAGCGUAUUUUAUUACUACUUAACUCAAUAUAAAUAUAUGCAAAACGAUAUAUAUAUAUAUUAUAUAUGCAAGGGCUUUUUUUUUCAUAAAAAAAAGUGUUAUCUAUAAUUAGCAAACAAAAUAUAGUAACUGAUUUAAGCCCCAUUAUUCAUUGGAUUUUAAGUCCAGCAUUAGUUACCAUAAAUUUAAAUAAUUCAAUUACUUUGUUUGGGAAAGAACAUUUUCAUUUAAAGUUAAGUCGAUCCCCUAUCAACCACAGCAUCUUCUCCCUUCUAAAAAAAAUAUUUAUAGCAAAGGUUUCCUCUUUUUCCUUUUUUCUUUCUUUCUUUCUUUCUUUCAUUCUGUACAUCAUGUUAAAGGCAUUUUUGAUUUCUAUGGCAAGCACAGCUGUUUUGGCUGCUGUUGAUAUGUCUCAAUUUCCAACCAAGACGGAUCCCACUCACAUUAGCAUCCCUAAUAUACCACAAACCACUUCUCAUGACAUUGCAACCGAAUGUCAAUACUAUCAAUCCAAUUUCACGAUUGACAAGACGCAAUGGCCUACUAUCUGGGACAUUGCUACCAGUAACAACAUGAACACGUCUGAAGAAUUCCAAAAGGUCUAUAACUCGAUUGACUGGUCCAAGGCUCCUUCUGCUCCUGUUCGUUCUCUUACGCCUCAAGGAGGUCUUAACUUGGUCGGCUAUGAUACGGCCAAUGAUCCUGACUGUUGGUGGUCUGCUACUCAAUGUGUGAAGCCCAAGAGACAAGAUAUCAAUCCUGAUAUCUAUGCUUGUCCUGAACCACAAACAUGGGGUCUUACUUUUGAUGAUGGACCUAAUUGUUCUCAUAAUGCAUUUUAUGAUUAUCUUCAAUCCAACAAUCAAAGAGCUUCUAUGUUUUAUAUUGGUUCGAAUGUGCUUAACUGGCCUUAUGGCGCUCUUCGUGGUCUUAAAGACGGCCACCAUCUUUGUGGUCACACUUGGUCUCAUAAGAUGAUGACAACUUUGACAAACCAAGAAGUGCUUGCUGAACUUUACUACACGGCAAAGGCUGUGAAAUACGUUACUGGUGUGACUCCUUUACAUUGGCGUCCUGCCCUUGGUGAUUUGGAUGAUCGUGUUCGUUGGAUUGCUACUCAACUCAAUAUGACGGCUGUUCUUUGGAACUUGGAUACAGAUGACUGGGCUGCUGGUAGCAACGGCAUUACUGCCGAUACUGUCAACCAAAGAUAUCAAGACUUUAUCAAGAUGGGCAGCAACGGUACCUUCCAAAACUCUGGUAACAUUGUCCUCUCUCACGAAAUCAACAACAUGACCAUGGACUUCUUUGUCAACCAUUACCCUGAGAUUAAAAAGAACUACAAACAUGUUGUGGAUGUCGCCACCUGUCAAAACAUUGCUCAUCCUUACCUCGAGCAAAGUAUCACGUACCCUAGUUUUGAUGCCAGUGUGAACCAAAAUGCCAGCACGGCUACUGGUUCUGGUGUGAUUCCUGGUGCUUCUUCUACAGCCAAGUCAGAUGCUACCACACAUUAUUUGAACGGUCCCCUCUUUGUGGCUGCCUUGUUUGGUUUACUUGUUGCUAUUUAAUAAGAUUCAUUAUAUAUUUUUAACAUUCGCAUUAUUCAUAGAAUAAAACAUUCUCAUACUUUUUUUUAUGAUAAAACC